This is a messenger RNA of Actinia tenebrosa (Australian red waratah sea anemone), 3147 nucleotides long. Its product is annotated as inositol polyphosphate-4-phosphatase type I A. Gene Ontology annotation, cellular component: cytoplasm. Gene Ontology annotation, molecular function: phosphatidylinositol-3,4-bisphosphate 4-phosphatase activity. NCBI's taxonomy places the organism in Eukaryota, Metazoa, Cnidaria, Anthozoa, Actiniaria, Actiniidae. The record is from RefSeq and is a predicted model, not a curated record.
GCAAUGAGUUCAUCUUUUUGCUCCUCCUGAUCGGCCGCCAUCUUGGAUGGGAUGGAUCAAGCUAAUCUGUAGAGCUGCUCAAAGGAACAUAUGGAACUGACUUCCAAAAUGGCGAUGCUCACUUAGCUGGAAAAUUCCCUCGAAAGACAAUGCGUUUCAACCAAAGAGAACUCGCUAACAUUGCUACGAACAAUGAUGUACCAUUUGACAAAGAAGGAAUCCUUUGGCUAAAGGAAAAAGAAGGUUAUUUCUGGUCUAAAAAUGAAGUAUACUCAGAAAGAUUGUUUCGUCUCAGAGGCAACAUUUUGUUUUACUUCAAAACUAAAGAUAAGACAUCAGAGCCAGCUGGUGCUAUUGUACUUGAAAGAUGCAAGGUGCAGAAACGACAGCCUACAAUAAAACAUGCCUUUACGAUUGUAUUUGAUGAAGAUGACACUCAACUGUAUCACCUUAAAGGAAAGUCAACCAAGGAUACCGAAGAUUGGAUAGAAAAAAUCAGAAGUGCAAGUUAUGAAAGCUUAAGAAAUAAACUACUAAGUUUAAGAAGACAGCUGAUGGAUAUCACAGGAAAAGAUCCAUUGCCAGAGUACCAUCCUCUAGCAGUUCAAGAGCCUCUUAAACCUGGGAUUGGCCAGUAUUCAUCCACCAGUACAGCAAGUAACUCAGAUGAAACUCCUUUGCUGGAGAUGUGUAUUGCAUGUAAUGGGUUGGUAAGCCCUAUUGAAGGCAGAUCAACCAAUGCAUUUGUUGAAAUAAGGACAAUGACUCCUCCUUCAACAACCUGGAUUAAACAUGCACAAACAGAAAUUAUAGAGCAAAAGCAAGAUCCAUUCUUUUUAACAACAGUAGUAUUCCCUUCCAACGGCACUAUCCAAGAUGUUACAAGAUUAAAGCUUGCUGUAUUUGACGUCAGAGACAGAGAAAAGGAAGAGAUGUCAAUUCUAGGACAUGCUGUAUGUACCAUCAGAGAUAUCACAUCUGCUCCGGAUCAAAAGCUUUAUCUAACUUUAACUGGUCUUGAUUCAUCAGCAUCGUGUGGGACAAUCAUUGUAUUAGGAUGGCAAGCAGAACAAAAUGUCAAGACUCGAUCAUCUUCACUAGACUCUAGCGAGGGUGUAGAGGGCCCAACAGGAAGGAGAAAUACUGGCAAGGCAAUGAUUCUUGUUGAUCAAAUCCUCACAAGAAGCUAUAGGUUCCCUACAAGGAAACAGGGAAAAGAUUUAAAAGUGUUGGAGCUGAUGGGAGAAAGCAUGUUAACCUUCAAGAUUCCAAUUCAGUUGCUGAAAAUAUAUAUUGCUGAGGAGCAUCAGAGAGCACUUGAACUUCACCAUCUGGGAGAUCUGAAUCCUGACUGGGAGAAUUCUCGCCAUGAAAUUAUAGACAACCACUUUAAAUUGAUAUUUGCAUACAAAGGACAGCUCAGAGAUCUGAUGGCCCUUAAAGGAAACUCAUUCAAGCCUAGCAAACUAAAAGCUCACAAACAGCUAGCUUUCGUACCUGUUAAUUUACAUCUACAACGUUUGAGAGUAAAUGAUGGUUGCAAUCCAGAUGUAUGAAAUCCUUGAAUGUCCAGCACAUUUUAGAAACUUUAAAUGCUUUGUCUGACAAGGGUAAUCAGCUUCUUAAGCUUAGGGAAGCACCACUGGUAACAGAAUCCCUAUCAUCCCUAGAAAAGGUCGUACCAAGACCCAAGGAGGAUGAGCAGGUUGCUGAAUCUUCUGAGUGGCAGUGGAAUGUUACAGCAUUUUCCAGGGAUAAAGCACAGGAACUGUCCAAACUGGUGCAGCAAACUUUGAUCAUCAUGCAGACUCAUAUCAAUGGCCUUUUGCUAGGAGAGAAGCCACCAUCAGGUCAGAAAUGGAAUGAUGUAAUCAUGGGUGAGAUCCAUGACUUCUCACGGGCUGCUGAUGGACUAGCAAAAGAGAUCUAUUUAGGACUUGUCUUUGCUCAGCUCCAGGAGGAUUCAAGACACAUUGCAUUACGUUACACAAUCAAAAGGAGACAUGAUAUUGUGUUUUCUCAUGCUGUCACCGCUUUAAUUGCCGGCUUUAUCAGCAAGUUAUACACCAACCUAGACAACCCUUCAUUCUGGAAACAAAUUAUUCAUAUUGGAUUCUUAGCCCAAUUUGAAAGUUUGCUGAGCACCAAUGGUGAUGAGAUGGGUAUGCUGGAAGACAUGUGUGUUGGUGUACAAAGUUUGACAAGAGUCAAGUUAAAAAUUGUCCAGUGUGAAAGAGACGAUGAAAUCCCGGCCUUGAGUGGCAACAGGUCUUGCAUACAGGUCAGCAUCCCUGUUCCUGCCGAGUCAUUCCAGUUGCUACCAAAGGAGGUACAAGAGGCUAAAAGCAUCCGAGUCACGCCCGUCUUGUUUACCCAGGGAGUCAAUGAGCAUGCUACCCUGGCGGAGAAAUUUGGAGACACUUCGCUACAAGAGAGCAUCAAUGGGGAUAAUUACAGCAUCCUUAGUUUUUACGUGCAACAAUUCAAAGAUCUAUUCCCUGAGCUGUGUGGUUCUCGUUUCCCAGACGACACAUCCAUCGAUAACCUGAUGGAACAACUCAAAGUGAACGUUGAAGGCAGAAAAAGUAAGAACGUUGAUAUCCUGUUGCUAAGCGAACAGCUCUGUUGGCGAAUGAAUGGUGGCCGCUUUACAAGCUGCAAGAGUGCAAAGGACCGUACAGCCAUGGCAGUGACGCUGGAGCAGGCUAUGACGCUUCAAAGAGAACAUAGUAUGAAUUCUGAAGUGUUACAGCAGUCCCUCGACGCAAUGAGAAGUGAAGGCACCAGGAUAGAGAAUGCCUACAAAAACACAGGCUUCCGUAAAUACGCCUUUAACUAUUGGCAGGUGAUGGCCCUGCCUCGCUUAUACCGGCCUCCCCCGGGUACCUACGGUAAGAAUGUACAGACAUAAUGACCUGCCUCGACUAUACCGACUUUCCCCGGGUACCUACGGUAAGAAUGUAUAGACAUAGACAUAAUAGUGUAUACCGACUUCCCCCGGGUACCUACGGUAAGAAUGUACAGACAUAGACAUAAUAGUGUAUACCGACUUCCCCCGGGUACCUACGGUAAGAAUGUACAGACACAGACAUAAUAGUGUAUACCGACUUCCCCCGGGUACCUACGGUAAGAAUGUACAGAAUGACC